AUGUCCAACCUGGACCCCGUCACCGCGGCGGUCACGAGCCAGCUGAAGGUGCUCAGCACUGCGGUCUUCUCGGUGCUGAUCCUGCAGAAGCAGCUCUCCAAGCGGAAGUGGGCCGCCCUGGGGCAGCUCGUCUUCGGGCCCCCCGCGCCGCCCUUCGCGCGUGGGAUCGGGGAGGUGGACUUAAGUCUCAUUAAGUAUGCCGACGACCUCACUAAGCUGCACAUUGCAGGAGGUGCGGAUAUUGUUUUAAUGGAUGCAGGUCUCUCGGAACUCGCUGCCGCUAAUGUGUACUCCAAUAUUGCACUGGAUGAAGCCCUGGCCGAGGGCGGGUGGGCGCAGAACAAAGAUAAGCAGACCACCAUCCUCUCGCUUGUUGGCCAGGGCUCGGAGGGGCUAGCUGGGAUGGAGAAGUACAUAAGCAUAUACUUUCAAACGAACAAGUAUUCAGGUUGGAUGGCAAAGCUGAGCGACCAGCCCCCAGCCGACAAGAAGGGCAGGACGGGCGAGGCAAGCGUGCAGCAGCGAGGCGUCGGCUCCAAGCCGGCCAAGAAGCAGACGAUCGACGAGUUGGUGAUCGUGCUGGCCAAGCUGGUGCUCAGCGACGAGGCGGAGUUGCGCGCGCUCAUCGGCGCGGUGUACGACACGUGGCUCGUCCCCGUCUCGGCCAAGGUCGUGGAGGCGGCGCUCGUGGAGAAUCAGGCCUUCAACGCGGAGGCCCAGGCGGAGCGGGAGAAGGAGAAGGAGGCCCAGAAGCAGAACAAUACGUCCUUCGUGAAGAAGAAGCUGUGCGCCCCGCACCUGCGGGUGUUCGCAGCGGUGGUGGAAGUGGCAGCGACGAAAGAUGGCGAAUCAUAUAUCUCCUUGCAGCGGCAAGCGGCAGUCCACUAUUGGACGAACACCGUGACGAAGGUGGAGCAGCCCGAGGAUCUCUCGGACAUGGUGAGGUUCUGCCGCGUGAAGAAGCUGAAAGCCAAAGCCCCCGACGGCACGACCGACCUGGCGAAGGUGCAGUUCCUGCUCAGCUCGGAUCAGCCGAACUCGCACGACCUGCUGAUGGCGCUCCGCCAGACCUUGAAGGAGCAGGGCGGCACCAAGACGAUCGGGGGCGCCCCGCGCGGGGUGCUGGUGCGCGAGGCGCAGCGGCUGCUGGACCUGGUGAAGUGA
Prorocentrum cordatum is the source of this 1164-nucleotide messenger RNA. Lineage: Eukaryota; Dinophyceae; Prorocentrales; Prorocentraceae. The record is from the annotation of a GenBank genome assembly.